Micromonas pusilla CCMP1545 is the source of this 1410-nucleotide messenger RNA. RefSeq lists its product as uncharacterized. The transcript is spliced from 3 exons. The coding region runs from base 1 to 1410 and encodes 469 amino acids. Lineage: Eukaryota; Viridiplantae; Chlorophyta; Mamiellophyceae; Mamiellales; Mamiellaceae. Gene Ontology annotation, biological process: maturation of SSU-rRNA from tricistronic rRNA transcript (SSU-rRNA, 5.8S rRNA, LSU-rRNA). Gene Ontology annotation, cellular component: small-subunit processome; nucleolus. Gene Ontology annotation, molecular function: rRNA binding; U3 snoRNA binding. The record is from RefSeq and is a predicted model, not a curated record.
AUGGACGCGUAUUUACUCCACGUCGUGAACCACGUCAUGAAGACGCGAACGCGCGUGACGAAGAACAACGAGGCGCUGUUGAAACGCGCCAAGGCGAUCGAGGCGCGUUCUAUACACUGGGACCAGGGCUUCGUGCGACCGACCGUGCUCAUCCUCACGCCGAUGCGGAGCACCGCGGGGAGGAUCGUGCGACGCAUGCUGCAGCUGUGCCCGGCCGCGCACGGGCGAGCGGACGCGGUGAAUAAGCUGGAUCGCUUCGCGGACGACUUCGGCGACGGCGACAGCGACGACGACGACGACGACGACGGCGGCGGCGACGACGGCGGGAAGAAACGGAAGAAGGCGAUGUGGAUUCCCGAGGACCACAAGCAAGUGUUCAGAGGGAACACGGACGAUCACUUCCGACUGGGGGUGAAGGUCACGAAAGCGAGCGUGCGGAUGUACGUGGACUUCUUCGGGUCCGACGUCUUGGUCGCGUCGCCGUUGGGCCUCGUCACGCGGCUUCAAGAGUCCGGCGCGAACGCGAGCGACUUCCUCUCGUCCCUCGAGGUGUUAAUCAUCGACCACGCGGACGUCAUCGCCGCGCAGAAUUGGAACCACGUCGUGACCACAGUGCAGAGCGUAAACGCGCUUCCGAAGGAAACGCACGGCACCGACGUCAUGCGCGUGCACGAGACGCACCUCAACGGCCACGCGAAGCAUCUGCGCCAGACCGUGUUGCUGUCCUCGCACGCGUCCGCGGAGAUGAACGCGCUGAUGCGGAAUGAGUGCGCCAACGUGGAAGGACGGGCGCGGUGGAGGGAGACGCACGCGGGCGUCCUCGGCGUCGCCGCCAACUCGGUGCGAAACGCGGGCGGGCUGCGGCAGCAGUUUGAACGCGUUCCAGACGCGCCGAUCGACCGUGCGGACGACGCGCGGUUCAAACACUUCACGCGGAGGGUUCUGCCGAAGCUUCGAGAGAACCCGCAGCCCGGGUCGUUGCUUUUCGUGCGGUCGUACCUCGAUUUCGUUCGCGUGCGAAACGCGUUGACAAAGGCGGAGGUGUCGUUUUGCGUCAACUCCGAGUACACGGACCUGAAGAACGGCGCGCGCGCGCGGUCGCUGUUCGCGGACGGCCGCAAGCGCGUCCUCCUCGUGACGGAGCGCGCGCACUUCUAUCACCGACGGCGGAUUCGCGGCGUGCGCGAGGUUUUUUUCUACUCGUUGCCGGACCGAGAGAAAUUUUACUCCGAGAUGGUCUCGUUCCUCGGCGACGACGCGAGCGACGCGGACGGGACGCGGCUCAGCGCGCCGACCGCGAACGUCGCGUUCAGCGCGUACGACGCGCUGCAGCUCGAGCGCGUCGUCGGGAGUAAGCGCGCGAAGAAGAUGCUCGCGCCGGACGCGAACAGCACGUUCAUAUUCACGUGA